Molecule: messenger RNA, 1932 nt
Organism: Schizosaccharomyces cryophilus OY26
Lineage: Eukaryota; Fungi; Ascomycota; Schizosaccharomycetes; Schizosaccharomycetales; Schizosaccharomycetaceae
Product: cell wall protein Gas5
Exons: 1
Coding region: 257-1780 (507 amino acids)
Biological process (GO): fungal-type cell wall (1->3)-beta-D-glucan biosynthetic process
Cellular component (GO): fungal-type cell wall; cytoplasm
Molecular function (GO): 1,3-beta-glucanosyltransferase activity
Source: RefSeq, a predicted model, not a curated record
ACCAUCUUGACAAAGGUUUAUAGAAGAAUAUUCUAUUAACAGCCUUUUGUUUGAUUCAUAGAAUCAUUAACUUUUUCUUAUUUCUUUGAUAAAAAAGGCCGUUCUUUUUUCUUUUUAUCAAAUUCUCCACAAAUUUCUUUCUUUAGUUGUUGGAGGUUUCGUUCAUUUAGUUUGCAUCGUUCUUUUUUAAGAAUUUUUGUAUCUUCUUUCUUUUCAUUUCCAUACUUUUUUUUUUUUUUUAUUUUCGGUGCCAAGUAUGAACUUUUUGCAGUUUUUGGCACAUUCGUUCGCUUUACUUUCGAUCGGACGCAUCGUUAGUGCCAGUACCCCUCAUAUUGAGGUUCGUGGUAAUGCAUUCUUUAAUAGCGAAUCUAAUGAGCGUUUCUAUCUUCGUGGUGUUGAUUACCAACCGGGGGGUUCUUCGUCGACAACUGACCCAUUGGCCGUUACUGAGAACUGCAAGCGUGAUAUCCCUUAUUUGAAGGACUUAAACGUCAAUACUAUUCGUGUUUAUCAAGUAGACAACACUGCCAAUCAUGAUGAAUGUAUGAAGGAACUUGAAGAUGCUGGUAUUUAUGUCCUUUUGGACUUGGCAACUUCUAAAAACUCCAUCUCUCGUUUGGAUGCCGCUUCAAGUUAUAAUGCCAUUUACUUGCAAGGUAUCUUUGCUUCUAUCGAUGCCUUUAAGGAUUAUAACAACGUUUUGGGUUUCUUUGCUGGUAACGAGGUUGCCAAUGAGCCCAAGAACGCUGCUACUACUACUUGGGUCAAGGCUGCUCUCCGUGACGCCAAGAAAUAUAUCAAGAAUAACUCGAAGCGUCAAAUUCCUGUUGGUUACUCCGCUGCAGAUGUUGCUGAAAUCCGCGUUCAAUGUGCUGACUUCUUUGCUUGUGGUGAUGACGAUGAGGCCCGUGCUGACUUUUAUGGUAUGAACAUGUACGAAUGGUGUGGUUCGGGCUCUAGCUUUAGCCUCUCUGGAUAUGAUCAACGCAUGAAAGAUUUCGCCAAUUACUCUAUUCCCUUAUUCCUUUCUGAAUACGGUUGCAAUACGGUUAGUAUUGAAUCUGACGGUACCCCUGAUCGUCCUUUCAACGAGGUGGAUGCCCUCUUUUCCGACAAGAUGGCUUCUGUCUUCUCUGGUGGUUUGGUUUAUGAAUACACUGAAGAAGGAAGCAACUAUGGUUUGGUCACCCUUAAUGGUAACUCUGUCAAAACUAGCAAGAAUUACGAAGCAUUAAAAGAAAAGUAUAGCAAAGCUGCCAAAUUUGCCGGUGACGGUGGCUACAACAAGAAUCCCAAGCCUCUUAGUUGCCCACCUAAUGAUGAAAACUGGUCGAGCUUCCCUCUUCCUGAUACUCCUUCUCAAGCUGAACAAUUCAUUCAGCAUGGUGCAGGCCAACCUUUGGGUUUAAAUGCUCCUUCUAACCAAGAAGGAAGCACCAAUGCCACUGCCCUAGUUAGUGCUGGUCCUCAUUCUUCUUCCACUAGUGUUGACGUUAAAGCGAUCCCCCAUACUCAAGCUAUACAAAGCACAACGAGCUCUUCUGGUUCUGCCUCUUCCACCGGCAGUAACGUGAUAAGCUCUGGCUCUGUCUCUGGCUCUGGUGCUGCUAUGAGCGCUAAUGGUAGUACAUCUGGUUUUAAUACUAGUACCGUCUCUGGCCCCGCCAAGUCUGGCUCUCAUUCUGGUAGCGAGUCUUCUUCUGCCCCUAGCCGUCAAAUGGCUGGUGUUUCUAUCGCUGCUCUCCUUAUUGGAGCGAUGACAUUCGUCAUUUUGUAAGGUAACUUGGGUUUUGAUAUCUUCCUUGACAGUGUAUAGCAUCAACAUACAUAUAACUGCAUUUCUGUUUGCAUCUAUUGCAUAUAGUUCAUAAGCAUUGGCAUAAUCAUAUUCAUAUAAAAUCAUAUUUAAAUCUUUUCCUUUCUUACUUU